This is a messenger RNA of Calypte anna (Anna's hummingbird), 841 nucleotides long. RefSeq lists its product as uncharacterized. Lineage: Eukaryota; Metazoa; Chordata; Aves; Apodiformes; Trochilidae. The coding region runs from base 1 to 654 and encodes 217 amino acids. The record is from RefSeq and is a predicted model, not a curated record. The transcript has 3 exons.
AUGGGCAACUUCGUUGCCCCCGCUUUGCUCUCCCCGCGGCGUCCGGUCCCGGAGAAGGGAGGCUCGGCGCGGCCGGGGCGGUGCGGGGGGCGGGUCGUGUUCAGCGCGCCUCGAAGCGGGUGCCGCGUUGGACCCAGAGCUCCGCCGCGGGGCUGUGCGGCGCCGGGGCGGCUCCCCCGGAGGGACCGGCCAGCGGGGCGGGGGCGACCGCGAUUUUCCACCCCGCUCGGUGGCCCUUGUCCCGCUGCCCGCGCUGAGCUGCCCGGCGGGCGGCUGCCCCGGGGCCCACUGAGCGGUGUUGCCACCUCCCCCGGUCUCUGGCUGCGGUCACGGACAGCGGGAGGCCCCGCUGUGCAGCGCCAGGCCCCGCUACGUAUCAUAAGGCCAGAUGAUCAUCCAGUAUGCUGCAAUUACGGGAGAAAAAUGGAGGAGAACAUUUUAAAGCUCCAGAAUCUCCAGUUUGUCGUUGGGGUGGACAGGCUGUGGUGCUGUUCACCAGGAGGAGAUGCAGCACAGAAGUGGUUUGUCUGUAGCAGUGGCAGGACCCAAAGGAGGGCGCAGGUUCUUCGCACGCUGAUUGCCACUCCCGCACGAAAACCCUCGGGCGGAUUCGCCUUCAGCAUCUCCCGUGUCGGAGAGGUGCAGUUUGUUUGAACGCGUGCUCUUGCAUUAACAUACCCAGCUUGAUGCUUUGACUUGUUAUGGUUUUAAUUGUAUGUAUUUAAGAGGAAGCUGGUAAUGGAUGUUUAAUGCUUGAUGUAAUUCAUAUGCAAUUUUAUUUUGCAAAUUAAGAGUGUGUAUUGCUGUAUUAAAAGUACGUAAGGCAUAUUUUAGGCUAUGU